AUGACAAAACGUCUACCCCCAGAACUCAAGAAACACAGAAGGUCUAUUCAAAAGGCCUGUGUUUUCUGUCACGAAAAACAUAUCCAAUGUGAUGUUAGCAGACCUUGCAAAAAUUGUGUGAAGAGGAACAUUACAUCUUCUUGCACAGACAACAUCCGGAAGAAACGGAAGGCAAACAGUCCUAGGGAAAUUAAAAGUCCCUCUACAGACUAUGAAGUCUCUACUACUGAUAUUAUGGACGAUGUAAUGACCGUUAUAAAGAAAGAGACCUAUUUUGAGACCGACCUCUCAGGUCAAGAGACAGUUUUCAGUCCAGAUCAGGACUUCGAUAGUAUGUGGGCUAAUGAGGAAUAUAUGAAAAUGAAGGAAUUUUUGGAUGACCCACAAUGCCUUCAGGAACCAGAUGUAGCUUCGAUUCAGUUAAAAAAAGGCAAGGUGAGUAAUACCGAUGAGUCAUUAUUAGGUAGAGCAUUCACCGAUUAUAGUGUAACGAACUCAAUAUCCAACUCCAACUCUAAUUCUGACAGGAAUGGAAGUAUCCCUAGUACCGACACUGUUUUCUCUAAGCCUUUCAUUUCAUUAGAUAUGUUGAGUGAUUCAUCGUUGAACGAUUUCUCACCAAUUGAUGAAAAAGAUUUCCUUAAGGAGGAAGAUCAAAGGGAUCAAUUCGAUUCACUAUGUGAACCUUCAAUCAUUACUGAAUCGAUGAAUAAUAAUAACAUCAUCAAUAAUAACAAUGGCGAGUCCAAUAUUUCACCUCUUCAAUUUCGUAAAGGGUUUCCUUCUGUGAAGGACCUCUAUACCAAUCAGGAUUUGAUCAAACCUCAUAAUUAUCAACUUGCGUAUGCUCAAAUGAAGAACAUUUUACAAGAUAAAUUUUCUAUAGAGGCUGACCAAAGAUUAUUACCAACUUUAAUCAAAUCUAUCAUGGAUAACUAUGCCCCAAGAUUUACAAGCCUAAGUUCUAGUAUGAUUCCAGAGGAUUUAGUCUUCCAAGAGAUUAUGUUGCAACGACUUUUAUUUCAAAUGGAAGACACCGCAACUCUAGUCAAUUGUACACCAAUGGCCGUUUGGAGACGUACUGGUGAGCUAUGUUUCACUAGUAACGAGUUCUUAUCCUUAACUGGUUUCACCAAAUCCGAAGUCUUUUCUACCAAUAGGUUUAUCUUUGAAUUUUGGGAUAAUGAAAGUAUCCUAGAUUAUUUUAACAAAUUUGAAAAAGUGCUGGCAUUUGGGGAUUCAAACAUCGAAUCUCCAGAGACACUUUUAAACAAAACUAAUUUUGGUCGUUGCACAUUAAUUCUGAAAAACAACGCCAAAUUAAACUGUGCCUCAUGUUGGACUGUUGUCAGGGACAACUUCAACAUCCCAUUGUUGAUUAUGGGCCAAUUUUUACCAAUUUUUAGCAAACAACAACAAUAA
Messenger RNA from Maudiozyma barnettii, 1422 nucleotides. RefSeq names its product Gsm1p (gene GSM1). Lineage: Eukaryota; Fungi; Ascomycota; Saccharomycetes; Saccharomycetales; Saccharomycetaceae. The transcript has a single exon. The record is from RefSeq and is a predicted model, not a curated record. Bases 1 to 1422 code for a protein of 473 amino acids. Gene Ontology annotation, biological process: regulation of DNA-templated transcription; cellular response to starvation. Gene Ontology annotation, molecular function: zinc ion binding; DNA-binding transcription factor activity, RNA polymerase II-specific; RNA polymerase II transcription regulatory region sequence-specific DNA binding. Gene Ontology annotation, cellular component: nucleus.